AUGCCGACAGAGCUAGAAGAGCUUGUCGAAUUCCUCCACCAUGGAAACACCCCGAUCAGACAGAUUGCAUGCGAAAAUCUAGUGGGCUUUUCGGUCUCACAACCAGAACUUUUCAAACGCCACCAGCUUCUCCCAGUCCGUGACUUGAAGCUUUUGGUCCGCGACUACACACCUAUCGCCAAAAAUGCGAUAACAAUACUUAUCAACCUUUCGGCCGAUGAUGAAGUCUUAGCGGCUCUUGCGGAAGACGAUGCUUUCGUCGAAACCCUCUUAGUUAAAUUGACGAAUGUCAAGGAGCCGAAUGCGGAUGAUGUCGCCAUGUUGUUCGCCAACCUCGCGAAAUCAGAAAAAAUGAAAAAAUUGCUCGCGCUGAAACGGAAGGUUCCUGAGGGGGUAUCCAGUUCUGCUAAUGCGAUCGAUCAGCUGAUGGACUGUUUCGUCAAAGGGGCCGAGGGCACCCUUAACAAAAACGCCAACUUCGACUAUCUGUCCUAUUUGUUUGCUGAUCUCUCAAAAUAUGAGGAAGGGCGGGCCUAUUUCACUACAAAGCAAGAGUACGAUGAUGUUGUGCCAGUGACGAAACUAACCGUGUUCACGGAACACGCGAGCGGGAUCCGGAGAAAGGGAGUCGCGUCAACUAUCAAAAACGUCGCAUUUGACCUGCCUUUCCAUCCCAAACUCAUGUCUGAAGACGAGGCUGAUAUUCUUCCCUAUAUCUUGUUGCCUAUCAUGGGCCCUGAGGAAUAUGAUGACGAAGAAUCUAUGGAUAUGCUGCCAGAUCUCCAGCUGCUGCCGCCCGACAAACAGAGAGACAGCGACACUAGUAUCAUUGUGACACACCUUGAGACUCUGCUGCUGCUCACCACGACGCGUGAGGGACGGGAUAAGAUGAGGGCCAUCAAAGUAUAUCCUAUAAUCCGAGAAUGUCACCUCCAUGUUGAUGACGACGCUGUUCGGGAAGCCUGCGAUAGGCUAGUUCAGGUUUUGAUGCGGGAUGAAGAGGGCGAAGAAAAGCCGCAUCCCCCUAUCGACAGGAAUGUAUAUGAUGAUGACCAAAAGGUUGAGGAGCUAUUCUAA
Messenger RNA from Aspergillus tubingensis, 1077 nucleotides. RefSeq names its product protein HGH1. The record is from RefSeq and is a predicted model, not a curated record. NCBI's taxonomy places the organism in Eukaryota, Fungi, Ascomycota, Eurotiomycetes, Eurotiales, Aspergillaceae. The coding region runs from base 1 to 1077 and encodes 358 amino acids. The transcript is spliced from 5 exons.